GUUGGAUUUGGAGUGUCUAGGAAGUAAGUGACGUCAAGAUUUGAAGACUUUGUGGCAAAACACAAAGAAUCUGAUCCUCUUAUGGGAUCCCUUUCCUUUGUCAUUCUUAUUCUUAUAUUGUGGUCAAUGUAACAUCAUAUUCUUUCUCCAUUUGCUUUCUUCUUUUUUUCCAUCUUCGAAUCUCUCACUCUCUAAAACCCUCAUUCCCACCUCUCAGUCACUGCAAUUAGGUCUAACUACCUCUCUCUCUCUCUCUCUCUCUCUCUCUCCAUUUUCAAUGGAGAACAAGAAGCUUCAGCGUCGCUUCUCGCUGGGUAGGCAAUCCUCUAUGGCGCCGGAACGCGACGAUGCCGGCGCCGGCGAGGAUGAGUUGUCGGAGGCUUUGGACCCGUCGGUUCGGUUGAUGUAUUUGGCGAACGAAGGGGACUUGGAUGGGAUUAAGGAGUUGUUGGAUGGAGGGAGUGACGUCAAUUUCAGAGACAUUGAUGGCCGCACCGCUCUACAUGUCGCCGCCUGUCAGGGCCGUACCGACGUCGUCGACUUGUUGCUCCGACGAGGUGCUCAGGUUGACCCACGCGACCGCUGGGGCAGCACCCCUCUAGCAGAUGCGUUGUACUACAAAAAUCAUGAUGUUGUAAAACUUUUGGAGAAACAUGGUGCACAACCCCCGAUGGCUCCCAUGCAUGUCCAAAAUGCUCGUGAAGUCCCAGAAUAUGAGAUUGAUCCUUCUGAGCUUGAUUUUACUAAUAGCGUUUGCAUAACAAAGGGGACUUUCCGGAUUGCAUUGUGGCGUGGAAUUCAAGUUGCUGUCAAAACUUUUGGGGAGGAAGUGUUCAACGAUGAUGAAAAAGUAAGGGCAUUUCAUGAUGAGCUUACAUUACUUCAGAAAAUAAGGCAUCCAAAUGUUGUCCAGUUUUUGGGCGCUGUAACGCAAAGCACCCCGAUGAUGAUUGUCGUAGAAUAUCUACCCUUGGGUGAUCUUCGUGCUUACUUGAAGCAGAAACGUGCAUUAAAACCGAUAACAGCUGUGAAGUUUGCACUUGAUAUUGCUAGGGGAAUGAAUUAUUUGCAUGAACAUAAACCAGAAGCUAUUAUACACCGAGAUCUUGAGCCUUCAAAUAUACUGCGGGAUGAUUCUGGGCAUCUGAAAGUUGCAGACUUUGGAGUUAGCAAAUUACUCAAAGUUGCUAAAACAGUCAAAGAAGACAAACCUGUGACAAGCCAGGACACAUCAUGGCGCUAUGUUGCUCCAGAGGUCUAUAGAAAUGAGGAAUAUGACACCAAAGUGGAUGUGUUUUCAUUUGCUCUGAUAUUACAGGAGAUGAUUGAAGGUUGUCUUCCUUUUCAUGCAAAGCCCGAAAGUGAAGUUCCUAAAGCAUAUGUUGAAAAUGAGCGUCCACCAUUCAGAGCUUCACAAAAGCUUUAUGCUUAUGGACUAAAACAAUUAAUUGAGGAAUGUUGGGAUGAUAAACCAUACAGAAGACCAACAUUUAGGCAAAUAAUUGGAAGAUUGGAAGACAUUAGCUACCAUCUUGAUCAAAAGAGUCAAUGGAAGGUUCUGACUCCUAAAUGUAUCCCGAAUCUGAAAGCCCUAUUCAAAGGGCAUCGCACAAUUCCAAGUAGCCGAUCAUCUCGCUUUACGACCGGAUAAAUGAUUACAGUUAUGAAACAAGAAGAAUCUCGAUUUUGCAGUUCAAGUGAAAAACUUGGUUUCCUAUACAUGCUUGCAUAUAUAGUUUUUUGUAAAUAAACCUGCUCUAAGCCUUUGAAUAAUAAAAAAUUCUGAGGGUUUAUGCGGAAGGUCAAUUUGCUGCAAUCCGACAAAGAAGUCUGCAAGCAUUUUGACAUUGUGGAGAGAAAGACGCAAGACGCAAUGAGUAUAAGACAGCAUUAUGAAAUAUAGACUAGACACUAUGUCUCCCCUACCUUAAUGUUAUCUUCUUUUCAAAAUUCACCCCCUCAUCUUUUCUUUUCUUUUUUGGUAAAAUACCCCCUCAUCUGUUUUAAAAUAAAUAUGGGGAUACGAAUUCAGUUCGUGGAUGCAGAGCCAUAGAAAAGUUGUGUGCAUAUGGAUUCAAAAGCAGAUGUUCUAGACAAUAUUAGUAAAUUCAUUAGUCUUUUCAACGAUAAAUUGAAUAUCUAUA
Gastrolobium bilobum is the source of this 2144-nucleotide messenger RNA. Its product is annotated as integrin-linked protein kinase 1. The record is from RefSeq and is a predicted model, not a curated record. The transcript has 12 exons. NCBI's taxonomy places the organism in Eukaryota, Viridiplantae, Streptophyta, Magnoliopsida, Fabales, Fabaceae. Bases 278 to 1651 code for a protein of 457 amino acids. Gene Ontology annotation, molecular function: protein binding; protein kinase activity; ATP binding. Gene Ontology annotation, biological process: protein phosphorylation.